Messenger RNA from Vigna radiata var. radiata (mung bean), 1144 nucleotides. RefSeq lists its product as uncharacterized. The coding region runs from base 49 to 996 and encodes 315 amino acids. The transcript is spliced from 4 exons. NCBI's taxonomy places the organism in Eukaryota, Viridiplantae, Streptophyta, Magnoliopsida, Fabales, Fabaceae. The record is from RefSeq and is a predicted model, not a curated record.
CAACGGGACGAAAAGAAAUCAAGUGUGGCAGAGAGAAGAGAGAAGAAGAUGGGAGGAAGAAUGCACACAAAAUCGGACUCGGAGGUAACGAGCAACAGCAUGGAGCAAUCGUCGCCGGCGCGUUCCCCACCCCGGCGGCCGCUGUACUAUGUUCAGAGCCCUUCCAACCACGACGUUGAGAAAAUGUCCUACGGUUCAAGCCCCAUGGGUUCCCCACACCACCAUUUCCACUACUACCUCUCUUCUCCCAUUCACCACUCUCGAGAAUCCUCCACUUCUCGAUUCUCCGCCUCCCUCAAAAACCCUCGCAACUUUUCAUCCAACUGGAAGAAGCUCCACCCCCACCCCCAGCACGACGCCGAUCCCGACGACGACGCCGAUGACGGCGACGACCUCGACCGCUCCUCCCGCAACCUUCGUCUCUACUUCUGUUUCUUCCUCCUCUUUCUCAUGCUUUUCACACUCUUCGCCGUCAUCCUCUGGGGCGCCAGCAAGAGCUACAAGCCCAGACUCAUCGUCAAGAGCAUGGUGUUCGAGAACUUGAAUGUCCAGUCGGGGAACGACGGAAGUGGCGUACCAACUGAUAUGUUGUCGCUGAACUCAACGGUCAGAAUUGUGUACAGAAAUCCUGCGACUUUCUUCGGUGUUCACGUCACUUCGACGCCUCUUCAGCUUAGCUAUUACCAGCUCGCAAUAGGCUCUGGCCAGAUGCGUAAGUUCUACCAGUCUAGAAAGAGUGAGCGAAAGUUGAGAGUGGUGGUGUUUGGACACCAGAUUCCUCUGUAUGGUGGCGUGUCGGUUCUGGGAAACACUAAGGAGCAUUUGGAGAGUGUUGCAUUGCCGCUGAAUCUGACGUUUACUGUGAGAUCAAGGGCUUUCAUCUUGGGAAGGUUGGUGAAGUCUAAAUUCUAUCGACGAGUGAGAUGUUCUGUGACGUUGCAUGGCAACAAACUUGGAAAACCUCUCAAUUUAACCGAUUCAUGUGUCUACAAGUGAUGUUUUAAAGGUUCAUGGUCGUACAUUUUUGGCUCCUUAUUUUUAGGUUUUUGUUACCCAUGUUGUAGAAGAGCCAACUUGUCCCUUUCUCUCCGUAAAUAUCUGAACGCCCCAUAUUAAUAUUAAUGUAAUGUCUUCAUUUUCCUCA